Fukomys damarensis (Damara mole-rat) is the source of this 2899-nucleotide messenger RNA. RefSeq names its product RIC8 guanine nucleotide exchange factor A (gene Ric8a). NCBI's taxonomy places the organism in Eukaryota, Metazoa, Chordata, Mammalia, Rodentia, Bathyergidae. Gene Ontology annotation, cellular component: plasma membrane; cytoplasm. Gene Ontology annotation, molecular function: guanyl-nucleotide exchange factor activity; G-protein alpha-subunit binding. Gene Ontology annotation, biological process: G protein-coupled receptor signaling pathway. The transcript has 10 exons. The coding region runs from base 715 to 2307 and encodes 530 amino acids. The record is from RefSeq and is a predicted model, not a curated record.
AUGUGACUGUCAGUCAGGUCCUUCCGGUCAGCAGACGAAGACGUGUCUGGGCGUGGCAGGAACCGAAUGGUCCUGUACUGGCGUGACUAGGCCCAGAAAACUGCCUCUGGAAGGCGGAGGUGGGCGCUCAGAAACUUGCUUAAAAUGGAGGUGUUAAGGAUUACGGAAAAAUGAAGCGAGGACACAUGGGAAAGAGAGAGCCUUGAACGGCCCCGCUCGCGGUAGCGAGUGGACAGGCUGCAUGUACAGUCAGCGCCCCCCAUGAGCCGUUGCCGGUCUGCCUUGCAAUAUUCAGCACACCCUCUGAAGCAGACACGUCCGCCAGCUCCCUCCAGAGGGCUCCGGGACCAGGCCGGCAGGGUGUCUCCCCGCCGCCCCCCAGCCAUCUCUUGAAGCACUUUACACUCCCCAGUUCAUGUUUCCCCCGUGAACUCCACAAAGGCAAGCAGCGAGCUUUCCGCACAGUUGCCCACUAGCUGUACUUGGGCAUCGGCUGCGAAUGGGCGAGAGCUUCAUCUACUAGGGACACAGGAGGGACCGUGAGCCUCGCCCAUCAAUCAGUCUUGGCCUGAAUCGGUAGCCCAGCCUAGCCAGUGCCCCCUUGGCCGUUCCACCUUAAACCGCGUAGCCCAAGUCCCCGCCCAUUGCCGCCGGGUCCCAGCAUCCACCGCGCGCCCGCUGACUCUGGGCUUCGCUGCCCCAAAUCUUGGGGCUAUGGAGCCCCGGGCGGUGGCGGAUGCAGUGGAGAAUGGAGAGGAAAACGUGAUAACGGAAGCUUUGAGAACGUACAACCAGGAGCACUCGGAGAGCUUCACCUUUGACGAUGCCCAGCAGGAAGAUAGGAAGAGACUUGCAAAGCUGCUGGUGUCUGUCCUGGAGCAGGGCUUGCCACUUUCACACCGUGUCACCUGGCUGCAGACUGUCCGAAUCCUGUCCCGGGACCGUAGCUGCCUGGCUCCAUUCACCAGUCGCCAGAGCCUGCGCGCACUAGCCUCCUAUGCUGACUUAUCUGCCUGUGAGGGGUUCCUUUCAGAGGCCCCUGACAUGGAUGUCGUGCUCGAGUCCCUCAAGUGCUUGUGCAACCUUGUGCUCAGCAGCCCCGUGGCACAGGCACUUGCUGCCGAGGCCCAUCUUGUGGUGAAGCUUACAGAGCGUGUGGGGCUGUACCGCAAGAGGAGCUUCCCCCAUGAGGUGCAGUUCUUUGACCUACGGCUCCUUUUCCUGCUAACCGCGCUGCGUGUUGAUGUGCGUCAGCAGCUGUUUCAGGAGCUGCAUGGCGUGCACUUGUUGACUGAUACACUAGAGCUGACGCUGGGAGUGACCCCUGAAGAGAGCCCCCCUGAAGUCCUUCCUCCCCAAGAGACUGAGCGGGCCAUGGAGAUCCUCAAAGUGCUCUUCAACAUUACCUUUGACUCCAUCAAGAGGGAGGUAGAGCAGGAAGAUGCUGCCCUUUAUCAGUACCUGGGGACCCUUUUGAGGCAGUGUGUGAUGAUUGCUGCUGCUGGAGACCGCACAGAGGAGUUCCAUGGCCACACAGUGAAUCUCCUAGGGAACUUGCCCCUGAAGUGUUUGGAUGUCCUCCUCACCCUGGAUCUACACGAAGGCUCUUUGGAGUUCAUGGGAGUAAACAUGGAUGUGAUCAGUGUCCUCCUUGCCUUCCUAGAGAAGCGCCUACAUCAGACCCACAGGCUGAAGGAGAGUGUGGCUCCUGUGCUAACCGUGCUGACUGAGUGUGCCCGCAUGCACCGUCCAGCCAGAAAGUUCCUGAAGGCCCAGGUGCUGCCACCCUUACGGGAUGUAAGGACUCGACCAGAGGUGGGGGAGCUACUUCGGAACAAAUUGGUUCGCCUCAUGACACACCUGGACACAGAUGUGAAGAGGGUAGCAGCCGAGUUCCUCUUCGUCCUGUGCUCUGAGAGUGUGUCCCGGUUCAUCAAGUACACAGGCUACGGGAAUGCUGCUGGCCUUCUGGCUGCCAGGGGCCUCAUGGCAGGAAGCCGGACUGAGGGGCAGUACUCGGAGGAAGAGGACACAGACACAGAUGAGUACAAGGAAGCGAAAGCCAGCAUCAACCCAGUGACUGGCAGGGUGGAGGAGAAGCCACCUAAUCCUAUGGAGGGCAUGACAGAGGAGCAGAAAGAACAUGAGGCCAUGAAGCUGGUGAACAUGUUUGACAAACUCUCCAGGCACCGAGUCAUCCAGCCCAUGGGGAUGAGUCCCCAGGGACACCUCACAUCCCUGCAAGAUGCCAUGUGUGAGACCAUGGAGGGGCAGCUCUCCUCAGACCCAGAUUCAGACCCUGACUGAGGAUGGUGGUUCCUCUGCUCUACCUUCAGAACUGGUGCUGCUUUAAGAAACAUCCUUGGGGCUGCAGCCUUGGGAAGCCCAGCACCUCUCCAGCUGGAGUCCCUUUCUCUUCACACUCCAAGUUCUGCUUGUGAUUUGCCUCUAGUCCUAUUUCUUAUCUUUAGGACGGCAAUGGUCUUGUGCUGCUGUAGAUCUGGAAACUUGGCCCUGGUUUCUACAGGUGAGGCUGACCUGAGCAGGGAACUUCUGAUGUGAGCCCAUCUGGUACACUGGUAUGCUGUAUUUCACAGGGGAAGGGAUGGUCUAGAACUUUACAGUCCACACACUGGGUGCAAGGUAGUAUCUUAUUAUGUAUCCACCAAAUGAGGCCAGUCAUCCUUCUGCAUUCCCCUAGAUCCUGCCUCAGCCACCCACCAGUGUCCACAUACCCAUAUUCUCAUUGGCUGUGACACCUGAAUAUCAAUCCUAUCCACAGUCUGUGGUUCAGACUAAAUACUUAUAUGAAGGAAAAUGGCCCUCGUGAGACCAUAAGAUGAAAUCUUGAGAUGUCCAAGAGUCCAAGAAACACCUUAGAAUAAAGAAGAAUUUUGCA